AUGGGGGCAAAUGAUGUGCAUGACUUUAUGGGGCUACCAUUUGAGGGGGAAGAGAUUAAAGCAGCUGUGAGUAGUGAAGAUGAAGUGUUCAAGCAAUGGAGGACUGUGUAUGGCAAUAUUCCAUACAAGAAGAUAGCUUCAUUGUUGACCGAGGAGAAACAAGAUGAAAAUUUUGAGAUGCUGUUUGUGAUGUAUGCAUUGGGAACGUUGCUGUGUCCUAAUGCAAGUAUUUGUGUUAGUGAUUAUUUGUUGAAGGUAAUACUAUCAACAAAGGAUAGAUUGGGUAAGUUUGAUUGGUCAUCUUAUGUGUUAAAUGAACUAUACAAGGGCAUUAGAGUGUACAAGAAACAAUUGGAAAAAGGCAAGUUGACUGAGAAGAAGAAGAAUAUUCCAGGCUGUCUAUACUUCCUACAAAUAUAUUGUCUACAAAAGUUUCCAUUGGGGGAAACAAAAGCUUCACAUAUUAAGGAUGCUCUUGCAUUUUGGGAUGAAAAGAAAGUGCAGGAAAGAGUUAACAUGGAGAAGGAGAGUGAUCAAGGAUUAUUGCAUCCAGCUAGUCAAGCCACCAGUUUUGAUCCAGAAAAUUUAACUCACCCGGAGAUCAAGAGAACAUAUGCCCGAUUAGUGUCAAUGCUGGGAGAAGAAAUGAUGUCCCUUCAGUCAAGACUAAUGAAGGACAGUGAUAAUGUAAGUGAAGAGGAGAAAGAUAAGGAGGAAGAACCUGAGUCAGAGGAAGAGGAAACUGAAGAGGAUGGAAUUGAAUCGGAAGAUGAUAAAAAUCAAGAAGAAGAACAAGAAAUUCGAUCUGAGAAGGACAUGGGUAAGGCUCUUAGGUCUCCAUUUCUGGAAAUCAAAAGUAAGCCUGGGAACAAGAGAACAAUUGAUGACAGGCAAGCUUUAUUUGACAUGUGUACAGCUAGGUGUGAUGAAGAGGAGCAAAAGCAAUACUUUGUAUCGAUGUAUGGAUACUUCCUAACCCGUGGUGAGCUGCAAUGUCUCCAACGUAGAAGAUGGAUUAACGAUAGGUUUAUGACUAUGGUGGCAAAGACGUUUGUUGGAGAUCAAAAGGAUAAAGAGGGGAGGGUGAACCGGCAUAUAUUUUCUGCGGAUUUCAUGCAAAAGAUGGUAGCCAAUCCUUUAAGAUGGAAAUGGGAGGACCAUGAAAGGGAAAUAUUACCUAAAUAUAUUGGGUACAACAUAGGGGAUUGCGAUUUCCUUUUCGGUCCUACGUUAUUUGAAGAUCAUUGGUUUUGUUAUGUUUUGGAGACAAAGACCAUGACCUUCUACGCCCUUGACUCCUUGGUUGAUAGCAUCACGUUUAUGAGACUACAAGCAGAGGAAGAAGAAGCAAAGAAGAAGGGGGGUGAGCAGCAACAUGAUGUGAAGAAGAAAAAGAGGACAAAUAAAGGCCACUUCAAUCCCAAACACUUUAUGGCAACACAGACUAUGAACUGUUUCCAUACGAUGUUGCGUGCUGUUAAGCCAGAAUUGUUUGCCAAUGAGGAGAAAAUUGACAACGAAGUGAAAUGGGCUAAAGUUUAUGUGCAGAAUGAUACUGAUUCAUGUGGAGUUCAUGUCCUCUCUUGGCUACAAGAGUGGGAUGGCACUGCUCGUGAUGCUGCAGGAUAUACCAUGCCACGAUACUCCAAUGAUGAAUUGCAAGAGUUGAAGGUUGGCUGUUUGUGGUGGUUGGUUACCCAUCCACAUAAUGAACAUAGGGAUGAAGUGAUGUCAAUGCUAUCGGACUAUAACAAGAGCAAGAGAAGGAGAUAGAGGAGUCAAUUAAUUUUUUGUUAUGUUAUGCCAGGAUGUGUUGUGAGAUGAUUGGCACCUAAGGGUGUAAGCCAUGAGUGGCAAUACCUUAAUGGUCAAUAGGUCCUUUUGUAACAAACUGAUCAAAUUAUGUUUAUAAUAUUAUUACCUUUGUUAUUAGAUGUUA
Neltuma alba is the source of this 1939-nucleotide messenger RNA. RefSeq lists its product as uncharacterized. The transcript is spliced from 8 exons. Gene Ontology annotation, molecular function: cysteine-type peptidase activity. The record is from RefSeq and is a predicted model, not a curated record. Gene Ontology annotation, biological process: proteolysis. The coding region runs from base 1 to 1773 and encodes 590 amino acids. Lineage: Eukaryota; Viridiplantae; Streptophyta; Magnoliopsida; Fabales; Fabaceae.